GAGAAAUAGAGUGGGCAAAUCCACGGCACCAUGACGCACAGGUCGGCGCAUAUCCUCCAAUGAUGCUCCGUUGACUCUCUGAUCCAGAGGAAAGCAGCGCGCGUCUCAAGACAGGCUUCUGCCAUGGACUUUCUCAGCUGCCUUGUCUUAUGGAUAUCGGUCCUUCUGUACGACACCUGCGGGGUUCUGUCGCUUAUACGGAACAAUGGAAUAACAGAACCGGAGUUCAUCCGCAGGUGUGUGCAGGCGCAUAAUGCGCAUCGGCCGCGCGUCACUCCACCUGCGGCCAGCGCACGCUCCAUGUCUUGGGACAACGAAUUGGCCAAAGGUGCAAGAGAUCGUGCGAGACACUGCAGGGCCUCUUAUAACCCUAUGCUGACACAUUUCGGGCACCCGUUGUUUGGGUGGAUGGGGGAAAACAUCUGGCUGGGAGUUCCAUUCUCGGCCUUCUCGGUGGAGAAUGCCAUACAGAGAUGGAGCAAACGAGGAGCUUACUCGCUCAAAAGCAACAACUGUUCGAGGUUGUGUGGACAAUAUGCACAGUUAAUGUGGUCUACAAGCUUCAAGGUGGGCUGUGCUGUUAAUGUGUGCUCGAAAGGAAUCGAAAACUUCUCCAGCCACCCAGAAUCCACCAUUUUUGUGUGCAACUACGGCGAUACGGGACACGUUCACGGUGUUACUCCAUAUAUAUCAGGUGUGGCGUGUAGCGGGUGUGGAUCAGAGAUCUGUCAAGACAACAUCUGUAGAAAUGAUUGGUUCCCUGGGUGGGAUUAUGGCCCCACCUCUUCAGCCCACAUUACUUCCUAUUGGCUGACUAAUCUUGGACUGUGCCUACAAGGAGUUUGCUGGACACUCAUCUAUUAUGCAACACAUUAAUGUCAUCCUGUGAUCCUGUUUCCUAGCAUCUUAAAGGGAAAUUUCACCCAAAAAUAAAAAUUCUGUCAUCGUACUCACCCUCAAGUUGUUCCAAACCCAUAUGACUUUCUUGUUCUGAAUGUAAGGCACUGGGUUUGGAAAGAAAUGAAUGUGAAUCUAUAGCAAAUAUAUAUUUCCUGUUGUGUUUAUCUCUUAAUUUAACUCUUAACUCAUUUAUUUUAGUGGCAUAAGCAUUACUCAUUUAACUUAGAAAAAAGUUAAAAUUAGAUAAAAUAGAACUGUCAUUCUUCAU
This is a messenger RNA of Xyrauchen texanus (razorback sucker), 1168 nucleotides long. RefSeq names its product GLIPR1-like protein 1. The coding region runs from base 124 to 876 and encodes 250 amino acids. Lineage: Eukaryota; Metazoa; Chordata; Actinopteri; Cypriniformes; Catostomidae. The transcript has 5 exons. The record is from RefSeq and is a predicted model, not a curated record.